GAAAAUUUAGUAUAUAGAGUCCAGUCUUUGUUGGAUCAAAAAUAAAUCCAACUAUUGUUUCUCUUUUUUCUCCAUUUUACUACCUAUUUUUUACUCUUAAUGCCUAGUCGUUCAAAUUCAAUUCUUCAUAUUGGGAAUUUUGGAGACUACCAUCUGCUCCAAGACCUCGGUCAAGGUGCUUGUGGUAAGGUAAAGUUGGCGAUGAAUAACGAAACUGGCGAAACGCUUGCUAUCAAAAUCAUCAAACGUCCUGAAAUUGACGAGGAACAACGUUCGAUCAAUGGAAAGGUUUAUUCUGAAAAGAAAUUCCUUGAAGAAAAACUCAAUUGGGAAGGUCGUGAGAAGAGAGCAGUCCGAGAGACGUCGAUCAUGAAACUCUUACGCCAUCCAUAUGUUGUGAAAUACUACGAUAUGGUUACUACUGAUUCCUAUCACUACAUCAUGAUGGAGUACGCCGAAGGAGGACAGUUACUGCAUCAUAUUGCUGCUGACGGAAUGAUGUGUGAGCCUGAGGCUCGUCAUUAUACUCGUCAGAUCAUCAGUGCGCUUGACUACAUGCAUCGUAACUCGAUCGUUCACAGGGAUCUCAAGGUUGAAAAUAUCAUGCUGGACAGAACUGGACGAAGUAUCAAGGUCGGCGAUUUUGGUCUGUCUAACACGCACUUUCCCGAGAAAAGACUGACGACGUUCUGUGGAUCUCUUUACUUUGCUGCCCCGGAGGUGCUGAAUGGAGAUCCCUACCAGGGUCCUGAGCUGGAUGUCUGGAGUCUAGGCGUCGUCAUUUAUGUCAUGGUUACUGGUCAUAUGCCAUUUGAUGAUGUUAGUGUGCCAUUGAUUCAAGACAAGAUAAAAAAUGCCAUCGUGUCCUAUCCAGAACACAUAAGCGAGUGCUUACAAGACUUGCUUUCUAAAAUCUUUGUUGUUGAUCAAAAGAGACGAAUCAAGCUGGCUGACAUAAUGAAACACGACUGGAUCGAAAAACAUUAUGCUCAAGGUAUCAAGAAUUAUGUACCUAUUCGCAUACCUCUGCACAUCCCAUUAGCUUCCCCCAUUCUGAAUGAGAUGUCAGAAUACUUCAAUUUUGGUACUCCAGAGGAAAUCAGGACCAAGAUGGAAACGAUCAUCGAAUCGCCUCUUUACAAGUUUGCUUCUGACCACUGCUGCUGUGUUGAAUUGUGUAGGCUCAAUAAAAUCAAUGAAGAUCAACUUGCAUUUAUCAAGAGAUGGGGUUUCUAUAAUGAUCCACAAUCAGUCCCUGCUGCCUUUCACCCUUUGCUCUCUGUUUACUAUUUGAUCAGGGAACGCCUCAAGAAUCAGGUCGUACCGUUCGUACCAGACUCACCUAGAUCGGUUCAUUUGUCCUCUGUUUGUAACUCACCUGUUGAUGGAGACACUCCUUCUGAUCAAAGAUGCUCUUGGUUAAAGUUAUCUACAGAAGAAAUGAAUAUCGAAAAGGAAUAUUCAAAGCCUACUGAAUCUCGACUCAUUUCAGCUUCUUCAAGUGAAACGUAUGCGACUGCACAGGGUUUAUCAAGAGAGCAUGAUCAAGUGGCUCAGAGUCAUAUUCACGAAGAGGAUCAUCAUCAUGGAAUCAAGCAUAUCGUUGCCUCAUUGAAUGCUAUAUUCUCAAAGAUAUCUUGCCAACCUCCUCCUCCUUAGAUAAUUUACCAAACAACAAACAAACAAAAAAGCAAGUUUUUCUUUUCAAUUUAAUGAAUUUAUAAUAAAGCAGAAAAGAUGUUGCGAAAAU
Molecule: messenger RNA, 1750 nt
Organism: Rhizopus microsporus ATCC 52813
Lineage: Eukaryota; Fungi; Mucoromycota; Mucoromycetes; Mucorales; Rhizopodaceae
Product: Pkinase-domain-containing protein
Exons: 2
Coding region: 100-1659 (519 amino acids)
Biological process (GO): microtubule cytoskeleton organization; intracellular signal transduction; protein phosphorylation
Cellular component (GO): cytoplasm
Molecular function (GO): tau-protein kinase activity; ATP binding; protein serine/threonine kinase activity
Source: RefSeq, a predicted model, not a curated record